CACACGCACGCACGCACGCACACACACACGCACGCACACACACACACAUAAACACACGCAUACACACACACAAACACACACACACACACACAAACACACGCGCGCGCGCGGUCCGGGAGUGCGUUUCUGCAGUGCAGGACUCUCUCUUUCUUUCUUUCUCUUUACUCAUUUUGGAACCGGGCUUUUUUUUUUUUUUGCUUUUAUUUUUGGCUCUAUUUAUGGAUGUUCAAAGUGGAGAUUGAGGAAUUGAUCAGAGGACAACGCAGCCGCGAGAGACUCAACUUUCACACGGACGGGGUUUUUAUUUAUUUAUUUAUUUUUCUGUCUGCGGUGGCACGAGCGCAAAAAAAAAGAAAAACAAACAACCGGGGGAUGUGAUUUGGUGGGACCCUUUAAAGUGCACAGCAGUUCCCUUUUUCCUCUACCUCCUCCUCCUCUUCUUCUUCUUCUUCUUCUUCUUUUUGUGUGAAACAAACAAACAACAACAGCAAAAAAAAGAGAGAGAGAUCAGAUCCGCAUCCGGCAUGUCCAGCUUGGAUUGACGCGAUAUCGGACAUUCAUCUCUGUCUGUCUCUCUCCUUUCUUUUCUUUUCUUUUCUUUUUUUUUUUUUUUUUUUUUAAAUUAGUCAGCUCGUUUCAGCUCGGUCGGAGGGAGGGGGGUGUUGGUCAUCAACUUUAGGGUGAUGCUUCCUGCCCUGCAUGUGUGUGUGCGCGUGCUUUCGGAGUGUGUGUUUUUCCCCCCUCGACCUCCUCGCGCUGAGCUUUAACAGAGCAGCCUGCUCCUUCUUUCCUUCAACUUGUUGCACUCUUUUAUCAUCAUCAUCAUCAUUAUUCUUAAUAAUAAUAAUAAUAAUUAACACAGAGGAGAAUCCUGCAAAAAGCGCAAUAAUAUCGACGGACAAGAAAAAGAGGAUGAUUGACAGAAAGCAAAGCUGAGACGGCUGUCUAUCAAAAGUAUCAGCCUACAGAAGACAACUCAUAUCAGACGUCUCCCUCGCUCUCUCUCCUUCUCUCUGUUUAUCGCCCUCGGUUUUCCCGGUGGAUUCAUAUAAAGAGUGUGCGUAGAAGAAGCUGGUAUGCUCCCUCACCUUUGGCACCCUCUGCUCACUAACACUCGGAUUAUUUCGUAAACUGGGCCCCGGGAACACACCUUCACACACUCUCACUGUACCCGUAUUUGCUCGAUCUGUCCAUCCGCGCUCAGGCAGCCAUGCGCGUGUGGUUGAUGGUGACCCUCCAGGCGGCCUGGCCGUGUUUUUUCGGACUGGCCAUGCAGCACUACCCCACCACGUGGGGCCACUACGACAUGUGCAAGUCGCAGGUUUACACGGACGAUGGACUCACCUGGGAUUACAUGGCCUGCCAGCCCGAGGCCGCCGACAUGACCCAGUACCUGAAGGUGACCCUCGACCCUCCGGACAUCACCUGUGGAGACCCGCCCGAGACCUACUGUGCCCUGGAAAACCCAUAUAUGUGCAACAACGAGUGCGAUGCAUCCACAGAGGAACUUGCCCACCCUCCAGAACUCAUGUUUGACUUCGAGGGUCGCAAUCCCACCACCUUCUGGCAGUCCUCGUCUUGGAGGAAGUACCCUAAACCCUUGGCAGUGAACAUCACACUAUCCUGGAACAAGACCAUCGAGCUGACAGAUGACAUCGUCAUCACGUUUGAGUCAGGCCGUCCUGAGCAGAUGGUGCUUGAAAAGUCCCUGGAUUAUGGGAAGACAUGGCAGCCAUACCAGUUCUAUGCCACUGACUGUUUAGAUGCCUUCACCAUGGAUCCAAAGUCGGUGCAGGACCUGUCCCAGAGCACGCUGCUGAACAUCAUCUGCACAGAGGAGUAUUCACGUGGCUAUGUCUGGAAGUAUGACAAGACCGUGCGCUUUGAGAUCAAGGACCGUUUUGCUCUGUUUGCUGGACCACGUCUCCACAACAUGGCAUCCUUAUAUGGCCAACUGGACACCACAAAGAACCUGCGAGACUUCUUUACCAUCACAGACCUGCGCAUCAGGCUCCUCCGACCCGCCACUGGGGCCACCAUGGUGGAUGAGGGCAACCUGUCCAGAUACUUCUAUGCUAUCUCUGACAUCAAGGUGCAUGGCAGGUGUAAGUGUAACCUGCAUGCGAACAGCUGUGUGUUUGAUAAGGAGAAGCUGAGUUGUGAGUGUGAGCACAACACCACGGGGCCCGACUGCGGACGCUGCAAGAGGAACUACCAGGGCCGAGCCUGGAGCGCCGGGAGCUACCUGCCCAUUCCUAAAGGCACGGCUAAUAUCUGUGUGCCGAAUAACGUGGGUCCAGUGAACUGCGAGUGUUUCGGCCACUCGAACCGCUGCAGCUACAUCGAGUUGUUAAACACGGUGAUUUGCGUGAGCUGUAAGCACAACACUAGGGGGCAGCACUGUCAGCUCUGCAAGCUGGGCUUCUACCGCAAUGCUUCGGCCGAGCUCGACGAUGAGAAUGUGUGUAUAGACUGUAAUUGUAAUCCGUUGGGCUCAGAGAGUGACCGGUGUAAUGGCACUGGGUUCUGUAAGUGUAAGAGCGGAGCGACAGGCAGUAAGUGUCACCUGUGUCUCCCCGGAUAUUUAUGGGACAAUGGCUGCAAAUCCCGAGUGUGUGAUGACGAGCUGCUCCGCUGCCAGAACGGUGGUGUGUGUGUGAACAACGUGAGGUGUCAGUGUGCCCAGGGAUACUCGGGCCUGCUGUGUGAGAAGGUUCGCUGCGACGGCGAAGCCGGCUGCGGCUCGUCUGAUUCGGCUCAGACCCCCGUCCCGUCCUCCGUCAUCAUCAUCCUCCUGAUGGUGCUGCUGCUGCUGAGUUCCGCCUGGGAUUUAACCCUCUGAGAAACACAUACACACACACGCACACAUGCACACUCAUAGACACACAUACACACACACACACACUACACAAUACAUAUACAAAGCUGAUCAUCAGAAAGCCGAGCGAAACCGUUAUUUGAGAGGACAAUAAAUAAAUAUAUAAAUAUACAUGUAUACAACAUUUAAAAAUAUUACAAAUCUAUUUAAAAAAAAAAAAAAGUCACAAGAUGUUAUUUAGAGAAUUUAUCCAAGCAUUGCUUCAUAAAAGCGUCAGCGUGAAGGAUUAUGGUGGACUAAGCCAUAGCAGAAACCCAAACUCACCCCUCGUCCUCCUCCUCUUCAUCCUCUUCGUCCUCCUCCUCCUCUCCUCCAGCCUACACCUCCACACCAAGAGCAAACAGGAAGUGGGUCUUGCUACUUCCUCUUUAUCGCCAUGGUAACUUGGGAUCAAGAUGGCGAACGCAACUUUGGACUGCCUUUUUUUUUUUUGGCUUUCCUCAACACGGAGAAUGUGUCCAGAUCAUGUGGACUAUUUACAAAAUUGUAAAAAAAAGAUCGAAUGGAAUAAAAAUAAAUAAAAUAAAUAAAUAAAUAAAUAAAGACUCAUGAGAAGAAAAGAAAAAAAAAAUCAUAAACAUUCUUUGCUGUCGGUGCAUCGUGGAGAUCAGACUGAGCUGUGUUUAAAGGGAGUCCAUCAGUUUCCACUCGUAUUUGGUGAAAAAGCCUCGACCAUCACUUUUUCCCCCAUUUUAUUUUGUUUGUUUGUUUGUUUGUUUGUUUGUUUGUUUUUUAUUCUGAUUUUAUCGUCCGAUGUCAGAGUCAGUGCGGCACUUGUGUAUUAGCUGUCCCCAAAAUAGAAAUAAACCCAUGAAGAAGUGCUUAAAAAAAAUCAUCAGCGUAUUUAAUUUUUGUAUUUACAAAGAUUUAUUUUCUUUACAAUAAAUAGUACCGAAUGUUUUGUAUUAUUAUUAUUAUUAUUAUUAUUAUUAUUAUUAUAACUACUCAUAUUACUGAUAAACUGUGUUUAAGAGCGAUGUGAUAAAUAUGUUAAAGAAACACGAAAAGAUGGAUGAUUAAACGUUUUCAUUUCCAGGGGGCCAAGCACCGAGAGCCAUGUAUUCAUUAUUUUUGAUCUCAAUCAUGACAAUUGAAUGUACUCAAAGAGCGACUGUGUUAAAAUGUCAAGGAUCGGUUGCACCAACAGGAUACCAGACGAGCAGGGACAGGCCGUCGUUAUGCUCUAUGAUGUUCGGCCCGAUUUCACCGACCUGGCCUUGUAAAAAAAUUCCGCGGAUAAGAGUCGAGGUCGGCCGUCUCGUGUUGUGAUGUGCUCACGUUUUUGUUUGGUUUUUUGGCUUCGAUUAAGUGCCACUCCGACCAAAGACGUCUGACGACGACAAAGUAACUGUAUCAUUAAAAUCUCAGUGUGGGUGAGUGCUGCCGGGACACUCGUCUAAAAUCCACCAAACUCACGGAACAGCUACAACAGCUACGCCAGCAGCGAUGAAGAAACGUAAACAAAACAUGCUAAUACACGGAAGGAAAAUCGGACGAUUACCUCAAGCUCACUUGUGUUCGUGUUUAACGCGAGCCCGUUUUUCUGCACCAGCUGGUUUCCGGUUCUGAUUGACGAUCUAAGCAGAACGUAGUCGUUUUCUGUCAUCGCAGGUCGAUCGUUAGAGCCUCGUAUCAUCGUAUAAUCCGACACCGAGAGCGUACGUUAUCACAGUGAGUCAUGUCACGUUAUCACUGUGCGCAAAAGCAAUAAUCUCAAAUUGUUUAGUGUAAAACCGAAUUUAGGGGCCUAAAAUAAAUAAUUAAACUAAGCAUAUUAUUUAAGAUUAGCUGGGAGGAGACAUUACGACCAGCUAUAGACGGUUUCUAUGACAACUGCUAUAAAUAUUAGCCAGAUAAUCAAAAUGGAGGUGUUUCUGAGCUGAUACAGUAUGGUCUUUGUCGUUCUGCUCGAAGAGUCUUUCAAAACAUCUUCACCUGAAUGUUUUUCUACUAUACUAUUAAAAAACAUUGAUCCCCCCCCCCCCCUCCGCCCCCCCCCGAUUAUUUUGCUGUUGGAUUGUGUGCACAGUGUAAUUCAGUUCAUUUGAACAGCGUUUAAGUUCCUUUUGUGGGUUUUUUUUUUGUUGUUGUUCCAAACUUGUUGCAAAGUUUUCACUUCGGUUUAUGCAUCAGGAAUAAAGUCGGUUUUAUUUAUUUAUUUUUCUACUAAACCCACCCGACUUAAUAACUGUCGGUGCAACCUGCUCCUGAAGAUGAGAUCAAAUUACAGUUAAUAUUAUGGGAAGUAUUCCAGUAGUCAGAACACCUGCACAGGUAAUUUAUCAUGGGGAUGUUUUCUCUCCUCAUGUCAUCAAACUGUACAUAAAUUCCUGUUUUGGUAGCACUGUUAAUAAUUAACCGUGUCGUUUUCCCCCUCAAACAGGAUGAGGCCAUCUGCUACAUCUACAGCUUUAAAAAUAAAAAAAAAAACACCCACUAUAACGCAGAUCUGGUGCUUGGCCCCCGCAAAUCGCUGCUUUCAGCUCUAUAUAUAGAUAGGUAACAUGGAGUAUUAUAAUUUUUUUUUAAUUAUGCAGUUUCUUAAGUACUGGCAGCGUGCUAGCAUCAAAGAAUCUUGGAUUACAUGAAAUGAGGCUGACAUGUAAUGACAAAAACCCCACCAAAGGACAUUCUCAAUGUUUUCUCGUUGCUUUAAACACUGAAAAAUUUAAGUGAAUAAAAGUUUAAAAAGACCUUUUAGAGGUG
Messenger RNA from Ictalurus furcatus (blue catfish), 5584 nucleotides. It is a transcript of the gene ntng1a, whose product is annotated as netrin g1a. The record is from RefSeq and is a predicted model, not a curated record. The transcript has 8 exons. Gene Ontology annotation, molecular function: cell-cell adhesion mediator activity. Bases 1211 to 2842 code for a protein of 543 amino acids. Lineage: Eukaryota; Metazoa; Chordata; Actinopteri; Siluriformes; Ictaluridae.